GACUCUUCCAAUGGCCCCAGCCUCCCAUCAGAACCUGUGGUUACAGAUAGCCAGAAAUAAUAUCCACCAGCUGCUGCUCUUCUCUAUGCUCUGAAAGAUUAGAACUGGGAGGCUUCUAAGCAGCACCAAGCAGGAACUAUGCCUGGCAGCAUCCAUGUCUCAGUAUCUUACUUCUCAGCUGCUCAAUCAUCAGCUGCCACAGCUCCACUGUUCUUGCAAGUUGUAUUGGGCAAGAGAGAGUACAACGGAAGCAUAGGACAAGGCGAAUUCUCAUUCCCAGUUACGUCACUUCGUGAGAGCAUGGUGAUGCUGCUGUACAAUGCAGAUAGAUCAUUAAUAUCACAAGCAGAACUGAAGAUGAAAGCAGUUGUUGAGUCAGGAACUAUGGAUGUUGAUUUUAGUCUUGACAAUGGAGGAAGCAUUAUUCUAAGGCUGCAGUUCCUACUCAGUGAUGAAGAUCGCAGACGGGUCCAAGAAAUGAGGAACUCUGCAGUGAAAAGAAAGCAGCAAGAGCUGCUUUCUGAUGGUUAUGUACUUUCUCAAGACAGCUUGUUGUCUAAACAAGUCGAAAAUAUCUCCAACAUUUCGAGAGAAGGAGAUGAAUCUUCAGUUAGGAAGAGCAUGUCACUGGAUGAUUUGCAGGAGAAGGCUGUUUUCUCUGCAAUUAUUGUAGAUCCCCAGAUGAAAGACACAAAAGAAUCACCGGAGCAAAGUGGAUCAAAUAGUGCAGUGCAGAAAAUGAUAAGUGCCUUUCAAAGCAGCUCUCCACAGUCUUCCAUGGUCUUGCAGGAUCUGACGCGGAUCAAAUCAGAAAGCUCACUAAAAGGGCUGUCUGCUUCUUCAGAGAAUUUCACCCAGUCUUCUUCAGACAAGUCAUCUAGUUCACUAGCAACCCAGGAUGUUUCAGGCCACACAGAGGCAGGUCUUGUGGCUGGGACAUCAGGCAAAAUGCAGCUUCCUCCUGGUGACAAAAGCUUCAGUAACAAAAGAUCAAAUGCAACCGAGCAACAGGCCGUUCUGUCAACCACAUCUGAAGGCAGAAUCCGUAGGCUAUUCAGAGAGAAGGACCUCGAUAAUUCAGAGAUGGUGAUCACAGUCCAAAACCGGAGCAAGAAGCGGUCGAUGCCGAAGCGUCGUCGCGCCGCCAUUGGCCCUUACUCUCUUGAACACAUGCAUCCCCAUGUCUGCAUCACCACUGCAAGCAGGCAGCUGAGAGAGCUUGUUGAGCUUGAGCCACCCUUGGAUUCGUUUGUGUUUGUAGGACAAGUUGAUAUCAAGAGACCAAAUGUGAGGGGAGGAGCUAGCAUGCAAGAUCAGCAGGGCACAAGCGACAGUAAAACGAAAAAUGAGAUGGUUUCUGCUCGAGGUGAUGAUCAUGGUUUUCCAAUAUUGGAUGGGCGGUUGAUUAAUCAGGGAGUGCGUGUUGUCAUUGUGAUCAUAGCUUGCGGAGCAAUAUUUCUGAACAACAGAUAAGGGUAGCAGGACAUGUACAUUUAGAUUGUGUGUGUGUGUUUUUCUUUUUCAAGUUUCAGUAAGUAAUGCAACUGCUAUACACCUCCAUCCCUAAAAAAAUUAACUUCCGAGAAUGAAUCUAAACAACAAAGUGAACAAACGUGUGUCCGAGUUUAUCUUAGAAGUUGCCUUUUUUUUUUUAAGGACAGAUGAGUAAUUCUUGUGCUUGCGGUGGUGUGCCGUAUGCAUUGCAGCAGUUGCGUUUUAUCAGGUUUGGUGUUU
This is a messenger RNA of Oryza sativa Japonica Group (Japanese rice), 1734 nucleotides long. The record is from RefSeq and is a predicted model, not a curated record. NCBI's taxonomy places the organism in Eukaryota, Viridiplantae, Streptophyta, Magnoliopsida, Poales, Poaceae.